Tachysurus vachellii is the source of this 1475-nucleotide messenger RNA. Its product is annotated as MAPK/MAK/MRK overlapping kinase-like. The record is from RefSeq and is a predicted model, not a curated record. Gene Ontology annotation, cellular component: nucleus; cytoplasm. Gene Ontology annotation, biological process: intracellular signal transduction; protein phosphorylation. NCBI's taxonomy places the organism in Eukaryota, Metazoa, Chordata, Actinopteri, Siluriformes, Bagridae. The transcript is spliced from 12 exons. Gene Ontology annotation, molecular function: protein serine/threonine kinase activity; ATP binding. Bases 157 to 1419 code for a protein of 420 amino acids.
CUAACAUGGCGGCGGCCAGGAAGCGGUGCAAAUAUGAGGCUGCCAAGGACUCGGAUUAAAAAGCAAGGCAAGAGAAUGUCGAAUGUAGCGACAGUGAUGUGUACAGACAAACAACCUUUAUUGCUCUUUCAGUACAGCCCGGGCUCGUACUAAAGAAUGGACAAUUACAAAGUAAUAAAGAAAAUCGGAGAAGGAACGUUUUCCGAAGUGACGAGGGUGCAAAACCUCAAGGACGGGAAACAUUACGCCUGUAAAACAAUGAAGCAGAGCAUUAACAGCCUGGAACAGGCACACAACCUCCGUGAGGUCCAAGCAAUGAAGAGACUGAGAUUUCAUCCUAAUAUAGUCCAGCUUCAUGAAAUAAUAUUUGACCGAGACACAAGGACCUUGUCUUUGAUAUGUGAACUUAUGGAGAUGAAUAUCUAUGAGUUGAUUAGAGGAAGACAGUAUCCUUUACCUGAAAACAAAGCCAAAAACUACAUGUAUCAGCUUUGUAAAGCUCUGGACCAUAUGCACAGCAAUGGGAUUUUCCACAGAGACGUGAAACCAGAGAACAUUUUAAUUAAACAUGAUGUCCUGAAACUGGCAGACUUUGGCUCCUCUAGGAGUGUGUAUUGCAAGCCUCCUCACACAGAAUACAUCUCUACGCGGUGGUACAGAGCUCCAGAGUGUCUGCUUACUGAUGGCUACUAUUCACUCAAAAUGGACAUGUGGAGUGCAGGCUGUGUGUUCUUUGAAAUUCUCAGCUUGAAUCCUCUGUUUCCAGGUACUAAUGAGGUGGAUCAGGUGUCCAAAAUUCAUGAUGUUUUUGGCACACCAGACAGCACAGUUCUCCAAAAGUUCAAACAGUCUCGAGUGAUGCCUUUCAAUUUCUUGCCUCGGAAAGGCUGUGGGCUUUCGAAGAUGCUCCCUCACUGCUCAGGUUCAAGCCUCUCUUUGCUCUAUCAGAUGUUGGCUUAUGACCCAGAUGAACGCAUAAGUCCACGAGCAGCACUGCAGCAUGCCUGUUUCAGAGAACUACGACUGUCAGAAAGGAGAGCUCUAGGGCUUCACAGGACUAUUGGAAUUAUGGAUGAUAGCAGCAGCAUGACUCCAGGAUCAGUAGAGCAAUUCUGGCACAAUACUCGACAAGGGAGACGCCAGCAGCAGCUAAAGCAUGUAGCCGAACCACUCAGCAGACGUGUUUUGCCUAGUUAUCCUAUGGAGCUCCCAAAGCUGAACGUGGCAUUACCCACUCCUAAAGUGCCCUACCCUGUGUCCAGUCUGCCUGCAUUGGCCAUUCCACACAAGAGGUUGCUGCCAGCCAUCACCUCCAGAAAGUGCCAUUCUCGCUCAGUGAAGCCCAGAGAAGAGCCACACCGCUCAGCUUUAAAGAGCUACUACAUGCCUCCGCUGCAGAGAAAAGGUGGAGGUUACUGAAGUCCGGCCCAUGAAUCAGCAACUGUGCAAAUAAACAAUGUUCAUAUAUAUGUAAA